This is a messenger RNA of Suillus subaureus, 1173 nucleotides long. Its product is annotated as squalene epoxidase-domain-containing protein. The transcript has 2 exons. Gene Ontology annotation, cellular component: endoplasmic reticulum; membrane. NCBI's taxonomy places the organism in Eukaryota, Fungi, Basidiomycota, Agaricomycetes, Boletales, Suillaceae. Gene Ontology annotation, molecular function: flavin adenine dinucleotide binding; squalene monooxygenase activity. Gene Ontology annotation, biological process: ergosterol biosynthetic process. The record is from RefSeq and is a predicted model, not a curated record. The coding region runs from base 1 to 1173 and encodes 390 amino acids.
AUGCUCUCAGGCUCUUCUUACGAUGUACUCAUUGUCGGUGCCGGUAUAGCAGGCCCAGCCCUUGCCUAUGGCCUUGCCACAAAGACAUAUAAUAAGCGCAACGCUCCUCUGCGGAUAGCUCUACUUGAGCGUUCAUUGUCGAAGCCAGACCGUAUCGUCGCCGAAAUGCUCCAGCCUGGCGGUGUUACCGCCCUCAAGACGCUUGGUCUGGAGUCAUGCCUCGGGGAACUUGGCUCUGUGUCUUUGUCUUUGUUAGGUUAUCACGUUCUGCGAGGGGAGCAGGGCAUUUGCGCUUUAUUCCCUGAAGGCCAUGUCGCGAAAGCUUUCGACCACGGAGCAUUUAUCAUGGCUUUGCGCGACCGCGCACGGCAGGCGCCAAAUAUCGACGUGAUCGAAACCACAGUAACCGGUCUCAUUGAGGACAAGGACACACAUCGCGUAAUAGGUGUUCUCGCUCCCAAAGCGGGCGGUCAGCCAGGGUCAUACUUUGCUGUCCUCAUCGUUCUUGCGGAUGGCUCGUUAUCCAAGUUCAGAACUGCAGUCCUCGGGGACAUGCCAUAUGAACCUUUGCAAAAGAGUUACCUGGCAGGUCUGAUUGUGAAAGACCUGAAGCUGCCGACGCCCAAGUAUGCCACUAUGGCUGUACUGAAAGGCGCUGGACCAGUCAUCCUUUUUGAGCUCCCAAACAACGAAUAUCGGAUGCUGGUCGAAUUGAAGCAGCAGCAGCCGCCAGACCUCAAGAAGCAUAUAAUGCGCGACAUUGUUCCUCAACUUCCAUCAUCGGUGCGCGCGCCCAUUCUCAAUGCUCUGGAAAAGUCACGUGUGCGACGAGUCCCGCAUCAUUAUCUUCCGCCCAUAAAGCAGGGAGAAUCUAGCAAGGCAGGCGCAUUUCCACUGGGUGAUUCAUUAAAUAUGCGCCACCCGCUAACUGUGGGUGGAAUGACGGUUGCCUUGAAUGACGUAGUCAUCCUCUCCGAUCUUCUGGCCCACAUCGAGAACUUUGGCAACUGGGAUGAAAUCUCGGCCGUCCUCCGGAAGUGGCACCACAUGAGAAAACCACUCGCAUCUACUAUCAAUACCAUGAGCAUGAGUUGGGCUGGCAUAUUCGCAGCCGAAGAUACGUCAAUAUUUUCUAUCAAAUCCUUGAAGGUUUAUGAUUGUCCCUGUACGUAG